Messenger RNA from Aureococcus anophagefferens, 2334 nucleotides. RefSeq lists its product as hypothetical. Gene Ontology annotation, molecular function: glycosyltransferase activity. Lineage: Eukaryota; Pelagophyceae; Pelagomonadales; Pelagomonadaceae. The record is from RefSeq and is a predicted model, not a curated record. The transcript is spliced from 2 exons. Bases 1 to 2334 code for a protein of 777 amino acids.
AUGUUGCGCCGCACGUUCAAUCAGGGCACUGACACAAAGCGCCGGAGCGCAGCUCGCGCGCGCGAGAAGGCCGCCGAGGAGGCGCGGGACCGCGCGUGGGAACUGCAGUCGGAGCCCGCGGUCGCGGCGGUCAUCGAAGCGGCGCGCGGCGUCGUCGCCGCGCGGCCGCCGGACCUCAAGUACGCGCCGAAGCUCGGCAAGCUCGCGCGGUCCGUGCUGCGCGACCACGGCGACCUGGCGUUCGCGUUCUUCGCGCUCGUCGCCGCGUGCUUGAUGCACGCGUCGAAGCGCCGCCGCUUCGCGGCCGUCGUCGAGCGGGCGCUCGGCAAACCCGGCGUCUUCACGCCCGCGGCCGCGGUCCGCGACAUCCGCGAGGCGGCCUUGCGCGUCGACACGCGCCAGCUGACGAAGCCCGAGCGCGCCGCCGCGGCCGCCGCCGGCCCGGGGCGGCCCGGGAAGAUGCCGGGCCGCGUCACGCGCUACAUCGCCGAGCUCGAGGCCGCCGCCCGGGCCCUGGCGAGCUCGGGCGCCGGCCUCUGCGCCUUCGCCCGCCAGCCCGCCAACACGGUGCUGAACGCGGACGUCGCCGCGCCCGUCGCCGCCGACGUCCGCGCCGAGCUCAUGAAGGUCCUCAAGAUCGGCCAGUACAACGCGACGUGGCUGGUGUCGCGGUCCGUCGCCGCGGUCCUGGGACUGAAAAUCCCGGCGACGGCGGCGACGACCUGGGCGCAGGUCGUCGGCGGCCAGCUCGGCUUCGUCGACUCCGCCUGGACGCCCGGCCUCGAGGCGAGCGGCGUCUCGCCCCUGGGCGUCCUCUACGCGGCCGGCGACCGCGAGGCCGACGUCCUGCUCCUCUCGGUCGCGAUGUGUCUUAAGGCCCCAUCGAUGUGGUCCGCGCUGGCGCUGGUCGCCGUCGCCGCGGCGACCAAGGAGCCCGCGAAAUACUGGGACGAGACGGCGCACCGCACCGUGGACCACUCGCACCGCGACAGCGAGCACGAGCACUACGCCCAGCAGCGGUCGCGCGUCGAGCGGGCCGUCGGCGCCUACCGCUUCUACGUCUACGGCGGCGGCGCCUUCGACGCGAUGACGACGGACCUCCUCCGAGGGCGGGAGCACAAGGUCGACGACCUCUACGUGCUCGCCGAGGACAAGGUCGAGCUGUGGACGCACCGCGCGCUGCUCAACGACUCGCGGCGCACGGACGACCCCGCGGACGCGGACGUCUUCUUCGUGCCGGCCUACCUGACGCUGUCGACGCUCGUCUCCGCGCACAACCACGCCCGGCGCCUCGCCGCCAUGCUCGAGGCGCUCGCGGGCGCGUACUACUUCCGGCGCCGCGGCGGCGCGGACCACGUCUUCGGCUACUCGGGGACGAACCCCGGCACGGCGAAGCGCGUGGGCUUCCCGGACGUGCAGAAGGUGCUCCACCGCGCCUGGUUCGGCACCUUCGAGAUGAACCCGGCCUGGGUCGGCGCGGACCGGCCGACGCCGCGCGAGCUCGCGACGUCGAAUUCUACCGUCCUGGACCGCAUGGUGCCCAUGCCCUACGUCGUCGACGCGUCCAAGCUCGCGGGCCCGGCGGAGCAGCGCGACACGAACGUGCACCAGCACGAGAUCUCCGUCUUCUUCGCCGCCAACGGGCGGCCCCAGGCGACGAAGUGGUCCGGCUGCAACCGGUCGACGGCGCUCGGGCUCAAGGCGCUGCCCAAGGCGGCGAUCCACGUCUCCGCGGGCCGCGCGCGCCGGCGGCGGCUCGCGCGGCGCCUCGUCGACGGCCUGCGGCGCGCGUCGGACCGCCUCUUCGGCCGGCGCCUCGCGGACGCGCACAAGGUGCUCGUGGAAUCCAAGUUCGCGCACGCGAUGCGCGUCUCCGACUUCUGCCUCGUCAUGUGCGGCGACACGCCGACGUCGCGCCGCAUCUUCGACUCCAUCGUCGCCGACUGCGUGCCCCUCAUCGUCGGCACGCGGCUCUGGGGCAGGUGCGAGCCGCCGUGCCGCCCGGGCUGGGGCUGGUUCGUCUCCGGCGAAAAGCACCCGCACACCCCGUUCCACGACACGCUCAUCGACUACUCGCGCUUCCCGCGGGUGGACGAGAAGUGGUUCUACGACGAUGCCCUCGCGGCGACGAAGGCGGCCAUCGCGAACGUGACGCCGGCCGCGGAGCUCGAGAUCUGGAAGUACCUCGACGCGAUCCGCGGCGACGUCGUCUACGGCUACGGCCGCGCGGCGACGUCGACGGACUUCGGCCGCGCGACGGCGAACCUCCUCGACGGCGUCGUGCUGCGCCUCCGCCACGGCGGCGCCGUGCCGCCGGGGCUCCGGCCGGGCUGA